Messenger RNA from Gaeumannomyces tritici R3-111a-1, 532 nucleotides. RefSeq lists its product as hypothetical. The transcript has 2 exons. The record is from RefSeq and is a predicted model, not a curated record. NCBI's taxonomy places the organism in Eukaryota, Fungi, Ascomycota, Sordariomycetes, Magnaporthales, Magnaporthaceae. The coding region runs from base 42 to 284 and encodes 80 amino acids.
AACAAAACCCUCCCAACCCACCCACCUACCCACUAGCAAAAAUGCAGUUCUCCGUCGCCGCCGUCGCCAUGGCCCUCUUCUCGCUCGCCGCCGCCGCCCCGGCCGCCGCGUCGGCCGACGCCGCCCGCAUCGAGCCCCGCGCCAACUGCUUCGGCGACGCCGUCGCCAAGGGUGCCAAGUGCGCCUUCAACUGUGCCAAACAGCCCAGCUCUGGCGAUUGCAUCCUGAGCUGCAACGUCACCACCCUGGGCGAGCUGGCCACCUGCGUUGCUGGAAAGGCGUAAAUGCGGGGUGGCUGGCGGCGUUGUACAUUGUUCCUCUCCUUUUUCACGACUGCAUGACAGCACAUAAGGUUCCCUCACGACGAGGUAGUGGACUUUGGGGGACGAGGAGGAAGCGGCAAUAGCGCGUUAGGUAUUGGGAUAGGGGACCUGUUUGUAGGCUCGGUCUUGACUGGGUGUAGGCUUGGUUGGGAAUCCUUGGUUCUGGCGUUCACACAUUAGGACAAGCCCCCUCUACAUGAGCUUUGGAC